This is a messenger RNA of Syzygium oleosum, 300 nucleotides long. RefSeq lists its product as uncharacterized. The transcript has a single exon. Bases 1 to 300 code for a protein of 99 amino acids. NCBI's taxonomy places the organism in Eukaryota, Viridiplantae, Streptophyta, Magnoliopsida, Myrtales, Myrtaceae. The record is from RefSeq and is a predicted model, not a curated record.
AUGGCGGCGGGGGGCGAAGGACGGUGGCCAGUGGUGGGAGGCUGCCGGCCGGCCACGGUGGAGGACGGCGGCAGGCGGCAGGAGGCGGUCGACGACGGCCGGCGGCAGGAGGCGGGAGGCGGGAGGCGGGAAGCGGCCGACGGCGGGAGGCAGGAGGCGGCCGACGGCGGGAGGCAGGAGGCGGCCGACGGCGGGAGGCGGCCGACGGUGGGAGGCAGCCGACGGUGGGAGGCGGCCAACGGUGGCAGGAGGCGGCCGAAGGCAAGGGGAUGGCCAACUAGUAGCGAGGGCGAGCGAUGA